Hydractinia symbiolongicarpus is the source of this 2184-nucleotide messenger RNA. RefSeq lists its product as uncharacterized. Gene Ontology annotation, biological process: transmembrane transport. Gene Ontology annotation, cellular component: membrane. The record is from RefSeq and is a predicted model, not a curated record. NCBI's taxonomy places the organism in Eukaryota, Metazoa, Cnidaria, Hydrozoa, Anthoathecata, Hydractiniidae. The coding region runs from base 74 to 1339 and encodes 421 amino acids. The transcript is spliced from 13 exons. Gene Ontology annotation, molecular function: transmembrane transporter activity.
UUUUAAAGCCCAAUCCAACAUGGUAGAAAAGUAACGUGAUCGCCACGAAAGUAUUUUUGUUAAAAAGGCAACAAUGAGAACACCCUUAAGAAAAAGGCAGAUCAUAACUUUUACUUUAACUUGGUUUGUUUAUGCAUGUUCCUAUCUACUGCGGAAACCGCUAGGAGUGGUGAAGUCAGAUCUUCAAACUUCAUAUAACCUAUCCAAGACUGACCUAGGAUGGUUGGACUCUUGCUACCUAUUGCCAUAUGCUCUUAUGCAGAUUAUACUUGGCAACCUGGGUGAUAAAUAUGGUGCUAGAAUCAUGUUGACCAUUAAUCUUGUUACAAUUAGUAUUUCAAUGUUUUCUUUUGGGUUUUGGACGUCCACAGUUGCAAUGGCAGCCCUUCUGUUUCUUAACGGUUCAGCGCAGGCUACUCUCUGGCCAAACUGUGUUAAAUCCCUUUCUGAAUGGUACGACGAUGAGCAACGUGCCACCAUUUUUGGAAUAUGGGGUACUUGUACAUUUGCUGGUGGUAUAUUUGGAACAGCACUUGCAGUUCAACUACAAGCUAUGUAUGCCCCGGAUUUAAAAAUGGUUUUCAUUAUUCCUUCUAUUGUCGUGCUCUUGGUUGCUGUUAUUAUAUACACAUUUCUAAGAACGCCCGAAGAGAUGGAAAUAGAAGUAGAAAAAAGAGUUUUACCCAAACAUAUAUCAGCAAAAGUAGAGCAAAAGCAGCUAAACUUCUUUCAGUGUUGGAGAAUAAGAAUGGUUCCAGAGUUAGCAUGGACCAUGUUUGGAAUGAAGUUGGUUCGUUAUUGUCUAUACAUGUGGCUACCGAUGUAUUUGAAUCAAAAUUUGAACUAUCCACGGGCAAGAGCUGGCAUAUUAAGUACAGCUUUUGAGAUUGGAGGCGUGUUUGGAUCCGCUGGUAUAGGCGUUUUUAUAGACAAAUUUAUGGGUGGGCGUACCCAUUGGGGUGUAUUUUUUGCUCUGAUUGGUAGCGCGACGUCUUUGAUGUUUUUUCAACUGACAAGUUCAUGGGGAUUGCUCUUUAAUUUCGCUUUUCUCUUCCUUGCUGGUGGCUGCAGCUCUGGACCGGAUUCAGUGGUGUCCGGCGCAUUGGCGUCACAAGUCGGUGAACGAGAAAAUGCUCAGUCAGCGGUUUCUGGUGUAGUGAACGGAUUUGGAAGUCUUGGUACUGUACUGGAAGGACCAAUCAUUGCAUUUAUUGCAACCAAUUUUGGUUGGGGCGGUACUUUCUACGCGAUGAUCUUUCUAACGCUCAUUAGUGCGGCCGCAAUCUUUAAAGCUGCCAUAAUGCAUGGGAAAACUACCGCAACACCAGGAACCAUAUAAAAGGAUCAGUUCGCGAAUGGGACUUUUGUUGAUAUCAUUAUAGAAGUAAAAAAUAUUAUGGAAGUAAAAGGAAUUAUUACAGAAUUAAUAUGAAGGUAAAUUAUUUUUUAUCAAGAAGAGUUUUCGACAAUACCUUUUGGAUUCAGUCCUAACACAAAGCAAAGGCUCCGAACCUGUGAGCGUGGUCAGUGAUAUUGUGCAACUUUGGAAGUUGUUUUUUAUUUUAACAGAGAAUUAUUUUCCCUUACGUUAGAUUAUUUUUCUAUGUUAUUGUAGUGUGUUUUUAGUCGCUUGUUCCCUAAGCAAGGUUCAUACUUAGAACGCAGUACUUAGAGUGCGGCUCAUUUACGUCUUUUUAUUUACAUUAAAUUUCGAAAUUCUGUGUCUUAUUUUUGUGUACUAAUAGAAAAAUAACAAUGAAAAUUAUCAUAUGAGCAUGCCUCGAACCAAAAGUGACUAUACGUUAUCUGCGAUUGCCAUGUACGGUUUAAACACACGCGCGAUUUUUUUUCAGUGUGAGGUUAGCAUUACUAUUUUCCGGCUUAUGAUCGAUGACUCAAACCCUGAUUGAGGUAUCUUAUCUUACUGUUGAUAUCGCCAGUUUAGGGGAAUAUCACCUUCGCAUUUAACUAAAAAUGUAAAUAAGGGAAUCUUCAUUUAAAUGCAUAUAGUGUAGUUUAUCUUAUGGUUUCAUGUCCUUUGAACACGAAAUUUUUAACGUUGCUUGCUGUAAUAGCUUCGUGAAUUUAGAAAAAAUAGGAUAUAUUUAUAUUAUGUGAUAUUAUAUAUAUCAUUUGUAUUUUAAUUUGGUAAAAAUUAGAAAAAAUUGAAAUAGAGAAAAUAUA